This is a messenger RNA of Ornithodoros turicata, 852 nucleotides long. RefSeq lists its product as uncharacterized. The record is from RefSeq and is a predicted model, not a curated record. NCBI's taxonomy places the organism in Eukaryota, Metazoa, Arthropoda, Arachnida, Ixodida, Argasidae. Bases 62 to 673 code for a protein of 203 amino acids. The transcript has 3 exons.
AAGUAGGAAAUAAAAGCUCCCUGGAUAGCAAAACUUAUGAGGCUUGUAGUAGACGUGCACCAUGAGUAGAUACUGGUUGGUCCUCCCUUUAACUUUCAUAACGGUCGUAACCGGAGGAACAGAUGAGGACAUCUGGGACUGUGGCAAGAUAGUGAUAGACUUCCUGAGUGACUCUGAGCAGCUACAGAACUACAGAGUGGUGGACUACACGGCGUCUACGGACGGCAACUCACUCACGUUGAAAGAAGGUGUUCUAUUCGGAUUUUAUGACCUUAACCUCGCGAGGGCUGAGAAGAAGAAGGACCGAAAAGCAACUGAGCUCACGGUUACGCUCGAAGUGCCGGAGCUGGAACUGAGUUCUCUCAACUAUUUCGAAGACGAAGAUGGCAGCACUACUCUAUUGACGCUCAGUGUGACGGGCCGUGAUGUACGUUUCAAGUUAGGCCUCCGCUAUAACGACGAGGGCAUCCGGGUUACAACGAGCCGCUUUCUUGACAUGGACACUGCUUCUGUAGUCAUAGAGGAUGUUGACGCUGACUUAUAUAAGUUUUCUGUGACACCGCUAGCCCGAGACAUGUUCCAGUCCGUCAUCACUGAAACGGUUCCUCUAGCUCUCAAUGUCACGGCUCGGGACCCGGACUUGCAUGACGCUUUGGAUCGAGAAGAUUGUUGAGAGAACAAUGACAAGGGUUUUCCUGUCUAGAGAACGUUAACGAAAUUUAAAACACAUCGGCCUCGUCAACCAGGUAGAAGAGGUGGUGCCUUCUGAUUUUGAUGCUAAAUUCGUCAAUAACAUGUCCGUUCCAACAGCGUUACUUGUACGACUGUAAUAAAGGUUUAUGACCACCGUAA